Molecule: messenger RNA, 1401 nt
Organism: Aricia agestis (brown argus)
Lineage: Eukaryota; Metazoa; Arthropoda; Insecta; Lepidoptera; Lycaenidae
Gene: Amacr
Product: alpha-methylacyl-CoA racemase
Exons: 2
Coding region: 101-1234 (377 amino acids)
Biological process (GO): bile acid metabolic process
Cellular component (GO): mitochondrion
Molecular function (GO): alpha-methylacyl-CoA racemase activity
Source: RefSeq, a predicted model, not a curated record
GUAGUCGGUCAAUAUAAUAUUUUUUUAUUACUUGCAUAUUUUAAUUAAAAGGUAAAAGAAUAAGAAUAUUUAGCAAGCCAAGAAGGAAUACAAACACACAAUGGCUCUACACAAUUUAAGAGUUAUUGAAAUGAUGGGAUUAGCACCAGGACCUUUAAGUGGAACUAUUUUAGCUGACUUUGGAGCUGCUGUAACUGUAGUCCAAAAGGUUGGACAAGUUGUACCAGCUGAUACAUUAUCAAAUGGCAAAAGAUCCAUUGCUAUAAAUUUAAAAUCUUCAGAUGGUGUCAAAAUUUUAAAAAGUCUUUGCAAUAAUGCAGAUGUAUUAAUAGAUACAUAUAGACCUGGCGUAAUGGAAAAAUUAGGCCUUGGACCUGAAGUUAUUUUAAACAAUAAUCCAAAACUAAUAUACAGCAGGCUAACAGGAUAUGGUCAGAAUGGUUAUUUCAUGCAAAAAGGUGGACAUGAUAUAAAUUAUGUUGCAAUGUCUGGUAUACUUUCAUUGCUUAAAAAAGAUAGGAUACCACCAAGCCCACCAUUAAAUUUACUGGCAGAUUUUGCUGGUGGUAGUGUUAUUUGUGUUGUGGGAAUUUUAUUAGCCCUACUUGAAAGACAGAGAUCAGGUAAAGGACAAGUAGUAGAUGCUAGUAUGACUGAAGGGGUGGCAUAUAUUGCAUCUUGGAUAUUUAAAAAUCAACAUCUUCUGUGGACAAUGGAAUCGGGUUCUAAUUUUUUAGAUGGAGGAUAUCAUUUUUAUAACACAUAUGAGACAAAAGAUACAAAAUAUAUGGCAGUGGGUGCUAUAGAACCUCAUUUUUAUUCUAAUCUUCUAAAAGGAUUAAAUCUAUCGCAGGAAGAAUGUCCUUAUAUAGAAAAAGAUAUAGGUAAAGAAAAAUUCAAAGAAGUAUUUCUAACCAAAACUCAAAAAGAAUGGUGUGAAAUUUUUGAUCAAUUGGAUGCCUGUGUUACUCCAGUUUUGGAAAUGAAUUCUGUUGACAAACAUAAAUGCAACAAGUCACGCCAGAUAUUUUUCAGAAAUGUUGAUAAUAUAAUGUUACCCAAUCCAGCUCCUAGACUCUCAAGAACACCUGGAGAAUCAAGUAACAAAUUAAAAGCCACAGAGCCUGGUCAACACACAAUUGAAAUAAUGAAAGAGCUGGGAUAUAAUAACACCAAAAUUAAAAAUCUUUUAGAAAGUGGAAUCAUAUGUGGAAAAGUAAAGUCAAAUUUAUAAAUAUCAUAAUUUAUUAAUAGAAUCCAUAACCUGUACCAGAUUUGUUAUUAUAGAAUUUGGUAAUUGUGAAAAUAGUUCAUGACUUUGAACUAAUGUAUAAAUAUUUUUUAAUGCCAGCAAAUCAUACUGUAAAUGAUUUUUCCCAUAAUAAAAUUUCUCAAACACAA